This is a messenger RNA of Malurus melanocephalus (red-backed fairy wren), 3202 nucleotides long. It is a transcript of the gene SGCB, whose product is annotated as sarcoglycan beta. The record is from RefSeq and is a predicted model, not a curated record. Gene Ontology annotation, cellular component: sarcoglycan complex; sarcolemma. Bases 60 to 1007 code for a protein of 315 amino acids. Gene Ontology annotation, biological process: muscle organ development. Lineage: Eukaryota; Metazoa; Chordata; Aves; Passeriformes; Maluridae. The transcript is spliced from 6 exons.
UGUAGCGCCACCAGGGGGCGCCCGCGGCCCCUGCGCAGCUGCGGCGGCGGCGGGGGAAGAUGGCGGCGGCCGCCCCCGAGCAGCAAAGCUCUAAUGGCCCGGUGAAGAAGUCUAUGCGAGAGAAGGCAGUGGAACGCAGGAAUGUUAAUAAGGAGCACAACAGUAACUUCAAAGCAGGAUACAUUCCCAUUGAUGAAGACCGUCUCCAUAAGACAGGGUUACGUGGCAGRAAAGGCAACUUGGCCAUAUGUGUGAUUGUGGUUCUUUUUAUUUUGGCUGUCAUCAAUCUGAUUAUUACCCUGGUUAUCUGGGCAGUGAUAAGAAUUGGUCCCAAUGGUUGUGACAGUAUGGAAUUCCAUGAGAGUGGCUUGCUGCGGUUUAAGCAAGUGUCUGACAUGGGCAUUAUACAUCCCUUAUAUAAAAGCACUGUAGGGGGGAGACGGAAUGAAGACUUGGUCAUCACUGGGAAUAAUCAGCCUAUUGUAUUUCAGCAAGGAACAACCAAGCUUAGCGUGGAAAAAGACAAAACUUCUAUUACCAGCGAUAUUGGCAUGGAAUUUGUUGACCCACGAACACAAAAUACUCUGUUCAGCACUGACUAUGAAACUCAUGAGUUUCAUCUGCCAAAUGGAGUUAAAAUCUUGAAUGUACAAAAGGCCUCUACAGAGAGGAUUACCAGCAAUGCAACCAGUGAUCUAAACAUAAAGGUGGAUGGCCGUGCCAUUGUCCGUGGAAAUGAAGGUGUUUUCAUCACAGGCAAGACCAUUGAGUUUAGAAUGGGUGGUAACAUGGAACUUAAAGCAGAAAACAGCAUUAUCCUGAAUGGAACUGUGAUGGUCAGCCCUUCACGACUGCCAAGUUCUUCUUACGGGGAUCAGUUCAAUAAUGGCAACUGGCUGCGCUUCAAGCUCUGCAUGUGUGCGGAUGGGACACUGUUCAARGUUCAGGUGACAGGGCACAACAUGGGCUGUCAGACUUCUGUCAACCCAUGCGGAGCCACACACUGAAACAAACCACUGCUGGAAGAGGCCUCAUUUGUGUUUACAUAUAUUUGUAUGAAGUAAUUGCAUGCCUUCAAGGAUUUUUUUUACAGCAGUUUAUACUAACAUUUCUUACAUAGUAUUUUUAAGGAAAGGCUGUUCUGAUCAGCAGUAUUAUGUUACCAUCCUGUAAGCUGCAAUAGUGGCACUGAAGCAGUAAACUUUCAGUGUACAUGCGUACUGAAGUAGCUUCUUGAAUCGGGAUUCAGUAGGAUAUAUGUAAAGAACAUGAUCUUGGUAACAACUCUGCCUUCAGUUGUCUCUAGAGGAGGUUUUUGUCCUACAUCCCAAGACCYUGAGGAGUGCUGUGAACGUCACUGUGAUCUGAAGUACUUCAAGAGGAAUGUAAAUUUUUUUGUUGGAAGUAGAUCUUCCUAGGAUGGCUGAAGUGGCAGACUUCUGUCUUCUUUCUUGUUAGGUACACUGAUUUCCUCCAAACUUUGGUGGUUUACCAGAUGUGUUCUGAGAGGGGUAAUGGCAGAUUCACUUUAAAAUAUCACAUUAUUUCUGCCAUAUAGUCUGUUGUUAAAAAAAUUUGUUGUCAUAAAUAAUAUUUGCAAAGUAAUACUGAGUAUGGAAACAUAACUUGMAUUUUGAAGUAGUCUUGCUGUUAUUGAAGUGUUGUUUGAGCUUCCAUUCUGUCUGUGCAAUUAAUGCAUUCUGCAGUUGCUUAAUUUAUGUGAAGUACUUACAAAAUGUGUUUAUAUUAGAAGUACAUUUUUAAAGAUGUACUUAUAACUUGCUCACUAUCCAAAAAUAAUGUUUUCCUGGGUGCUCUUAUGUGAAGUGUGCAAGUCCAUUACUCAACAGGUAAUAAUCUAAAGCGUAACUGUUGCAGCAGUGUCUGAGAUCARAUCUGUCUUUCCCAAUAAACGUCARUACUGAUGCAUUACUGRGAACCUCAGAAUUAAAUUCUGAAGUUAAACAUUAGGUCUGUAAUUUUAGAUGUGAUGGUAGGACAUCAGGGUAAAUAUAUGUGCAUCAGAGCUUGUCAACAGUGAUACUCUGGUGAACUGGGGCCUGUUACAGUCUUAMAACUGCUUUUGCAGCAGUGAGGUGUUUUGUGCUAAAAAUAGACCAGCUAUUUAUAAGAUUCCUCCCUUCCCCACCCCAUGUAUUUCUUCAGUUUAAAAUAGCUUUGUUUUGCAGUAGCAUCAAAUAAGCUUAAUACUGGAGACCWCAAAGUGGCUUUGCAACAGCUUUUUGACACAUUUUUUGAUAAGCACACACUUCUUUUCCUAAAAGUUGUGCAAAUUUUACACAUUAACUUCAGAAUUGGUCAUUUGUUACAGGAAGAUAAACUGUCUUUGUUUUGUAGUGCUUAAAGUACAUAGGAUUCCAUAAAAUAGAAAUCAGCUCCUGCUGKAAACAAAUUCACAUCUAAGGUCCCAAUUUCUGGAAGGGUGGAAGCCCUCAUGCAGAAUGUGUAUGGCUGGAAGCGAUUUCUGGAGGGGUAUUCAUAAGACAGGCAUUAUAGCACAGGGGGGAGGUCAAAAGAGUCAUAUUUCCCUCACUGCUCAAAGGUAAAGCCAGAYUUUAAACAACAGUGGAGCUCUUCUGACAAAAUCAAAAUAAGCAGAAUAUAAUGUAGCAAAAAGCAUUGAGUUCUCACUUUAAAGAAUAUGGGAAAGUACUAACACUUUGCAUACUGCCUUCAUGAAUCUCAUAGUAAUAGUUACUGAACAUUUUAACACACAUUUUGCUGAAAACACACCCAUCUUUGCUACUAAACAGCACCUCAGUUAGUUUCUGUUACACUUAGGAGGAAAUAAACUGACAUUUUUAGAAUUUUCACGCUCAUGCUAAUGGAAGUUUGUCACUUUAUGAAAGUGUAUAGACAUGCACACGUAUUGAAAAAUAUAAAGAGYAGUAUCCUCAAAGCUGAAAUACAUYUGGAAAAUUAUUGAUAUUGCCUGGUCAAAUAGGUUACACAUGUAUUAAAGCUCUUCUCUGAUUAAUACUGACAUGCCUAUAUGCUAGUAUUGGAAUCUUGUAAUUAUUAAAAGUUCUUUUUAAAAUACUGUGUGCAAUGUACACCUGAAAGAUUUGUCACAAAGAUACUCGUAAAUCAAGAUCUGCAGAAUUGUUUUUGAAGUGUGGAUUUUUUUUUGUCAAAAUGUAGCAAAAUCAUAAAAACAAAUGAAAUAAAUUAUCAAAUUUGC